UUUACUUAGCCAUUUGUCUCCUGCGUUUUAACUGUCAUGACAGCCACAUAGAAGAUGCAGUCUUUCUCAAGCUAACCGUAAAGGAACCCGCAACAUUGUCAAUGAGUGAAUAACGUUUGGAUGUUAAAAAACAAAAAAAAUAUUAUAUAACAGCGAGGCAAACGCCGGCGUUUCCAUCUGUCGGGGAACCAUUUUAUGACUGCCAAUGCAUCUGACCCAUAAUGCUAACGUUGUCUCGCUAGCUUAAAGUGGCUAGCUAAGCUAUCUCGCGUGUCGUGUUGAUGGGUUCGCUGAACAAGCUACACCUGGGAAAAACCACGACUGCUGCUUUGUAAACAACAUGGACACGGCCGAAGAAGCGGAUAUUUGUCGUGUCUGCCGCUCCGAGGGCACCCCGGACAAACCUCUGUAUCACCCCUGCGUCUGCACCGGCAGCAUCAAGUUCAUCCACCAGGAAUGUCUGGUCCAGUGGCUGAAACACAGCAGGAAGGAGUAUUGUGAAUUAUGCAAGCACAGAUUUGCAUUCACACCAAUCUACUCUCCCGACAUGCCGUCACGCCUGCCCAUUCAGGACAUUUGCGCCGGCCUGCUGACCAGCGUGGGCACGGCCAUCCGCUACUGGUUCCAUUACACUCUGGUGGCGUUCGCUUGGCUCGGCGUGGUUCCUCUUACGGCAUGUCGCAUCUACAAGUGUCUUUUUACUGGCUCUGUGAGCUCACUUCUGACACUGCCGUUGGACAUGCUCUCCACAGAGAACCUGCUGGCAGACUGUCUUCAGGGCUGCUUCGUGGUCACCUGCACCCUGUGUGCGUUCAUCAGCCUGGUGUGGCUCAGGGAGCAGAUCGUCCACGGCGGCGCGCCCCAGUGGUUGGAGCAGCACCAGGCGCCGCCUCCCAAUGCAGCCGGGCAAGCCAAUGAGGCCCAACCCGCAGGACCAGGAGCGGCUGACGAUCCCCCAGCUCACCCAGUCCCUGCAGAGCCUCCGGCCCAGAAUGAGGCAGAACCGGAGCCCCCGGACCCGCCGGAGCAGGGUGACGACCCCGAGCUGGAAGAAGAGGAGGGGGCGGCUGCCGAAGACGCCGACCCCAACAAUGGAGCACAAGAUGACAUGAACUGGAAUGCUUUGGAAUGGGACCGAGCAGCUGAAGAGCUCACAUGGGAAAGGAUGCUUGGCCUGGAUGGAUCUCUGGUUUUUCUGGAGCACGUCUUCUGGGUGGUGUCUCUCAACACACUCUUCAUCCUGGUGUUUGCAUUUUGUCCCUACCACAUCGGACAUUUCUCUGUUGUGGGUCUUGGCUUUGAGGAAUAUGUUCAAGCUUCCCAUUUCGAAGGCUUAAUAACAACCAUCGUUGGCUAUAUACUGCUAGCCAUGACGCUCAUCCUCUGUCAUGGAUUGGCUGCUCUGGUCCGGUUUCAGCGUUCCCGACGCCUCCUGGGUGUCUGUUACAUUGUUGUCAAGGUGUCCCUCUUGGUUGUCGUGGAGAUUGGCGUUUUCCCGCUGAUCUGUGGCUGGUGGCUCGACAUCUGCUCUCUCGAGAUGUUCGACGCCUCACUGAAAGACCGUGAGAUGAGCUUCAAAUCCGCACCGGGCACCACCAUGUUCCUUCACUGGCUCGUCGGCAUGGUCUACGUCUUUUACUUUGCUUCUUUCAUCCUCCUUCUGAGAGAGGUGCUGAGGCCCGGCGUGCUGUGGUUUCUGAGAAACCUCAACGACCCGGAUUUUAACCCAGUUCAGGAGAUGAUCCACCUUCCCAUCUACAGACACCUGCGGCGGUUCAUUCUGUCCGUGGUGGUGUUUGGCUCCAUCGUGUUGCUGAUGCUGUGGCUGCCCAUCAGGCUGAUUAAACUCCUGAUGCCCGCCUUCCUGCCGUACAACGUCAUGCUCUACAGCGAUGCCCCAGUCAGCGAGCUGUCGUUGGAGCUAUUAUUACUUCAGGUCGUGUUGCCAGCUUUAUUGGAGCAAGGACACACUCGCCAGUGGCUCAAAGGCUUAGUCCGGGCCUGGACAGUCAGUGCUGGAUAUUUACUAGAUCUGCACUCCUACCUCCUCGGAGAGCAGGAGGACACUGACGCUAACCAGCCCGUCAACAACAACAACAACAACAACCCUCCCCCGGGACACCAUAACAACAAUAACAACCCGCCGCCAGCCGUUGGCGAGGGGCUGCACGCGGCCCACCAGGCCAUUUUGCAGCAAGGCGGCCCGGUGGGCUUUCAACCCUACCACCGGCCUCUCCGCUUCCCGUUCAGGAUUGUUCUGUUGAUAGCGUUCAUGUGUAUGACCCUCCUGAUGGCCAGUCUGGUGUGCCUGACCCUCCCAGUCUUCACCGGACGCUGGCUGAUGUCCUUCUGGACGGGAAGCUCCAAGAUCCACGAGCUGUACACGGCAGCCUGCGGCCUCUAUGUCUGCUGGCUGUCCAUCCGCGGAGUUACUGUGCUGCUGGCUUGGAUGCCCCAAGGACGCACCGUCAUUAUGCACAAAGUUCAGGAGUGGACGCUCAUGAUCCUUAAGACCCUGGUUGUUGCUCUGCUGGUGGCUGGAGUCAUCCCUCUGCUGCUGGGUUUGCUCUUUGAGCUGGUAAUAGUAGCUCCACUCAGGGUACCUCUGGAUCAAACGCCCCUCUUCUACCCCUGGCAGGACUGGGCUCUUGGAGUGCUCCAUGCCAAAAUCAUAGCGGCCAUCACUCUGAUGGGCCCCCAGUGGUGGCUGAAGACCGUUAUUGAGCAGGUGUACGCCAAUGGAAUUCGCAACAUUGAUCUUCAGUUCAUCAUCCGGAAGCUGGCAGCACCCGUCAUCUCGGUCCUGCUGCUGUCCCUGUGUGUGCCCUACAUGAUCGCGGCUGGGGUGGUGCCUGCUGUCGGAGUGACCCCAGAGAUGGAGAUUCUAAUGCAGAGGAGAAUCUACCCAUUCCUCCUGAUGGUGGUCUCUCUCAUCGGCAUCCUGUCCUUCCAAAUUCGACAGUUCAAACGUCUUUAUGAGCACAUCAAGAACGACAAGUACCUGGUGGGCCAAAGGCUUGUCAACUACGAAAGGAAAUCCGGAAGAGCAAGCUCAGUCCCCCCCUCUAACCCGAUCACGGAAUAAGAUUUUGAACCGUGACGCCGCAUAACCCCCCCCCUGUUUGAUUUUCAACUCAGUCACUGGACUGUAAGCCGUUGGAAUCUCCAUUGGAUCACAGUGGAUUCCAUGGUUAUUCACUUCCCUUUAACGCCCAUCUUAGGUAGGAAGGGAAACAUGUAUUAUAAUCAUGGCACAGCAAAGUAAGCACGAGAAGGGUUAGGAUUUUUUUCCUUUUUGUUUUUUUUUUUGUUUUUUUAGAUUUAACAUUCGUGUUGUGGUUCUCGCCUUGCUUUGUAAAGCGCUGCCUGAUAAUUGUACAUGUGUAAAUACUUUGAGCUGACGCAGAUUAUGUCUUAAGAGGAAGACAUGGAUUAUUGCAAUGACCAUUGUACAUCUUAAAAAAAAAAGUGUAUGUAUAAUUUAUUAAAUCAAACUGGCAAUUUG
Molecule: messenger RNA, 3505 nt
Organism: Doryrhamphus excisus (bluestripe pipefish)
Lineage: Eukaryota; Metazoa; Chordata; Actinopteri; Syngnathiformes; Syngnathidae
Gene: marchf6
Product: membrane-associated ring finger (C3HC4) 6
Biological process (GO): ERAD pathway
Cellular component (GO): endoplasmic reticulum membrane
Molecular function (GO): zinc ion binding
Source: RefSeq, a predicted model, not a curated record